UGGCUGGUUACAUGAGAGAGUGCCCUGAUCUAUUAAGCGAGCUCUCAAAUGGGACUGUUUGCCAGUGUCCUUGAGUGUCUGAAGUGAUGACUGACAGCCGCACGGUCACACCCACAUCUCCCCAGAUGACAUAAAAUGAAUGAACUUCCCCCAGCAGUUGGGACUGUUAACUUUGCACUUCCCAGCUCACACACAGCUCCUCUUUCCCGACACCUUCACCAAACAAGCAGGCAAAUGACAAACUGACCGCCAGGACUAUGAUGGCGAGGAACACCGACAUGCGCUGGCGCCUGCCGCUGGUUUGCCUCCUCUGGGAGCUUGCCAUGAUCAUCCUUUUUGGCGUCUUUGUGCGCUUCAAUGCAGAAUCCGAUAUAGCUGGCUGGGAGAAGGCGAAGCAGGAGAAGAACAUCACAAGCGAUGCCGAGAAUGACUUCUACUUCAGAUACCCGUCUUUCCAAGAUGUUCAUGUGAUGAUUUUUGUGGGCUUUGGGUUCCUCAUGACAUUUCUUCAACGCUACGGUUUUGGGGCUGUCGCGUUCAACUUCCUCCUUGCCGCCUUUGGGAUCCAGUGGGCUCUCCUGGUUCAGGGCUGGUUUCAUACCUUUGAGAAUGGGAAGAUACUCAUUGGAGUGGAAAGCAUGAUUGGUGCAGAUUUCUGUGUAGGUUCUGUCUGCAUCGCCUUUGGCGCCGUCCUGGGUAAAAUCAGUCCUGUGCAGCUGCUGAUCAUGACAUUGUUUCAAGUGACUCUCUUCUCCGUUAAUGAAUACAUCCUACUGGACCUGCUCCAUGUUAAAGAUGCUGGUGGAUCCAUGACCAUUCACACGUUUGGAGCUUAUUUUGGGCUAGUGGUGACCGCCAUUUUGUAUCGGCCCAACUUGGAGCAGACCAAAGAUAAGCAGGGUUCUGUCUACCACUCAGAUCUCUUCUCUAUGAUUGGCACCUUAUUUCUAUGGAUGUACUGGCCCAGUUUCAACUCUGCCAUUUCUGAUCAUGGAGAUGCCCAGCACCGAGCUGCCAUCAACACCUAUUGCUCUCUGGCGGCCUGUGUCCUCACGACUGUGGCCUUCUCGAGCUUGUUGCAGAAGAAAGGCAAGCUGAACAUGGUCCACAUCCAGAAUGCCACCCUGGCAGGCGGCGUUGCUGUGGGUACUGCGGCAGAAAUGAUGCUGACUGCAUAUGGCUCCCUCAUUGUUGGGUUUAUCUGUGGCAUUGUGUCUACCAUUGGGUUUGUCUACUUCACGCCUUUCCUGGAAUCCAAGCUGCGUAUUCAAGACACAUGCGGUAUCCACAACCUACAUGGGAUGCCAGGACUGAUUGGAGGCAUUGUGGGGGCCGUCACGGCUGCCGCUGCGACUGAAGGAGUCUACGGGAAGGAAGGGCUCAUCCGUGCUUUUGACUUCACGGGAGACUUCAGCCACAGAACGCCCAGCGUCCAAGGCGGCUUCCAGGCAGCUGGCAUCGCUGUAUCGUUGGGCAUGGCCUUGGCAGGAGGGGCCGUCGUAGGUGGCAUUUUGAAACUGCCUUUCUUUGGAGACCCCACAGAUGAAAACUGCUUUGAGGAUAAUGUUUACUGGGAAGUGCCUGGGGAUGAAGAGGGCAGCCUGUAUUGUAUGAACGACUCAAACGCGAAGCCUGUGACAGACCCUUAAUCCACUGGAGUCAAUGCCAAGGGAUAAUGCAGACAACCAGAUCAGUAUAACCAGCCUCUCCUUUUGGAAUUCCUUGAGUGGUUUUUGUCUUGUUUAAUUUCCUACACUCUCAAGUACACAAGAAGUUUGUGGUAUUUCUGGAAGCUGUAACAUUUGCUACCAUCAUUUGUCUGGGUGCAAAGAUUCUUCAUGGAAUAUAUUGUGCCCUUAUUA
Messenger RNA from Lacerta agilis (Sand lizard), 1862 nucleotides. It is a transcript of the gene RHCG, whose product is annotated as Rh family C glycoprotein. The record is from RefSeq and is a predicted model, not a curated record. Gene Ontology annotation, biological process: ammonium homeostasis; ammonium transmembrane transport. Gene Ontology annotation, molecular function: ammonium channel activity. NCBI's taxonomy places the organism in Eukaryota, Metazoa, Chordata, Lepidosauria, Squamata, Lacertidae. The transcript has 11 exons. Gene Ontology annotation, cellular component: apical plasma membrane; basolateral plasma membrane; plasma membrane. The coding region runs from base 258 to 1649 and encodes 463 amino acids.